GCUUGUAUGAUGUACUGUUGGUUGAUUAACUUAGAAUAGUUAAUAAUCGCUCGUAAAAAUGGCUAUAGUGGAUCCUUCAUUGACUGAAACAACGUUGAUGGAUGAAGUUUUGAAGUAUGGCUUGUUCCUUGGAGCUAUUUUCCAGAUGAUGUGUAUAGCAGCUGUAGUGUUCGUUCCCAGCAAGAAUGAAAAACGAGAGGGAGAUUCAAGUGAUGAUGAUGGCUCUGAACAUGGCUCACCACACACACCACAUCGAUCUCACCCAUCACAUCAGUCUCACCACAGGCGCAAACAUGACAAGAAGAAAAGACGUUAAAUUCUUUUAAUGUCCCUCGCCGUGUUGUCCAUAGAUCUGUGGCUAAUUUCUGAGCUUAGAUUGCUGUAAGAAAUAGCAGGAAAGAGGGUCUCAAUAUGAGUUCCUGUGGUUGUGCAGUGUUUUAAUUAUUUUGA
This is a messenger RNA of Hyalella azteca, 450 nucleotides long. RefSeq names its product protein MANBAL-like. The coding region runs from base 59 to 316 and encodes 85 amino acids. The transcript is spliced from 2 exons. The record is from RefSeq and is a predicted model, not a curated record. Gene Ontology annotation, cellular component: membrane. Lineage: Eukaryota; Metazoa; Arthropoda; Malacostraca; Amphipoda; Hyalellidae.